AUGAUUCUGCCUCCUCCUCAAAUUCAGACCCUCAUUGGACUGUUGCGGAAUGGAGCGCGGUUAGAUGGGAGAUCGUUAUUUGAAUACAGGGAAAUAAGUUUUGCAUUUCCACAAGGAACGACAAAUGAGAACGGUGGGUCUUGCAUAGUGAAAUUGGGAGCCAAUUCAGUCCUUGCACGUGUAUCUUGUGAGGUAAUGGAACCCAAACCGUUCAGGCCCUCUCAAGGAAUGCUCUUUGUAAAUUUCGACGCCAGUACCUUGGUGCAUCUGGAAGACAGUCGUUCAACCUCCAAAGUCGUUCGAGCAGCAGAAGAAGAAGGCAGGCGGUUAAGUGCAAUACUGCAGAUUAUUCUUCGUGACACAAUUGAUCUAGAUGCUCUUUGUAUAGUGGCCUGGGAGAGAGUUUUUGCAAUACGGCUCGAGCUACGUGCCCUUUCCUUUGAUGGUAAUCUUGGGGACUGUGGCGCCCUUGCCUCCAUCAUGGCACUCUCAACAUAUAAGCGACCAGAUGUUGUCGUAACCGACGAGGGCAAGGCCUCAUUUCUUUCCCGGUUAUAA
This is a messenger RNA of Protopolystoma xenopodis, 558 nucleotides long. NCBI's taxonomy places the organism in Eukaryota, Metazoa, Platyhelminthes, Monogenea, Polystomatidea, Polystomatidae. The record is from the annotation of a GenBank genome assembly.